AUGCCAGAGCAGCAGUGUGGAGCCAUUUACUUCGACGGCUUGGGUUCGAUACCAACAAAUAUGUGUCAAUACCGUGUGACUAUGAGCUGCGAUGGAAAAGUUGCAUCAUCACCAUCGAUGGAUAUGACUACUACAGGUUUCAAUUGCGUUCGUUGGGACCAUCGGUUCGUUGUGGAUAUCGACGACCUAUGGGUCGAUUUGAACUUUGUUGUACGCGCCGAGAUGGAUUUCAACCAGUUUAGUCAACAGCAACAACAUAACCGAUACAAUUUAUCGCGACAGAGCAACCCAGAUAACCAAUCAAAAGGUGCCCAACCCACACAGGUCUCACGAGGAGAGCCUGUCCAUCCCGAUUCCAGUGACUCUCAGCAUCUGGAGUCUAUAUAUGGCAAAACAAAGUAUGUACAGCGUAUAGGGCGCGCUAUUAUAUCUGUGCCUAUGCUUUUGGAUUCCCUACAAUUGCGUCGCACAACUUGUCUGAGGGAAGGCAGCAAAUAUGGCGCAGCUAGCACGGAACCAGGGCCAAUGAAGUUCCAACAGCCGAAAGAUGACACUAGUUCAGGGCUACCAAAGGAACGAACCACUGGAUAUGUUGACCAUACUUCCUCAGAGGGAAAGAACCGUGUAAGCGACGGUACCAAUGCACAAAGCAGCAUUGAAUCUACUGAGCGUGAUACCACUUACAGAUACAAAAAUAGAGAUUCUAAGAACACUGGUUCUUUUGUUUCCUUGGAUGGAGAAGUGGAUGACUCUAAGGACAUUAUUUGUGGUCGCAAUGUGGAUAAGUUAGAGGCCACGGUUGACGUCAAUCCCAGCAACGCCACUACACCUUCCAGCACAGACGCUGGAAGCAGUCAGAUUCCGACGAGUGGCCAUGAAACUGACGGAGGGUUAGGCACAUCGGAGGGUGGAGGAGCUGAUUUGCCGUCAUCAGCAACAGCGUGUGACACCGGUUCAGAUUCUGGAAGCAAAGAAACAACCGUACCACAGGUUGUAUAUAACAAUGCUGAGGGAGAUGCUCUGAGAGAGGCGGAGCCUGUACAAUCCUCUGGUAAGGUCCUUAACAACACUGAUAACCCGGAAGGGGACAGUUGCAACGAUACGUAUGACUCAGGGGCUGCAUCACCGUUGCAACCUGGUAUCAUUGAAGAUGACGUGGUAGCUUCUGAAAAGUGUCAGCCUACUGAACAGGUAGACCCUAACGGUAGCAACGAUGUCUCUUACGGUCCCUCUGAAAAUGCAGUGAUUUUGCCUGUCACGGGAACUACGGGUAGUACGGCAGAUAACUUGGAGAAGAAAGGUGCUGCUACAAGUCAUACAUCUUCGUCAAAAGAUGCGAGUUCUGGAAAGUCCUUAGAGCGUGAGGCAGUCUUACAGGAGUCGGAAGAUGCUUCCACGGAGUAUCCCUAUUUCGUUGAAACCGUCAUGACCUUACAACUUCUGCCAUUUAAUGAGCACAAAUGGGAUGAUAGCAAGUAUGUGCGUCCCAUAGAGGGUUACCCUAGUUACGGCAUGAAGACACCUAGUCAAUGUCUUGGCUGUAUCGAUGUUCGGGUCCGCGUGUACCUCCGCAAUCGUGCACAGUGGCUGGCCUUGCGUAGCUGCGCAAGGCCACCUAAGAUGUAUUGGCAUGUACCCCGGGAGUUUGAAAUGUUCCACACAAGUCUAAUUAUCAAGCGUAUGGGUUUUUUUCUCAACUCCAAGCCUCGUUGGGUGGAUCAUAUUCUGUUACCUCGGUGGCCUUAUGAGCACCCAUGUUACAUAUUUUUGUUUUGGUUGAUCUUAUUUGAUUUUAUGGUGUUCGCACCGUUACCUCGCAAAGUAUUGGACGUUUAUUUGAUGGUGGGAAUUGUGUCUAUCUUCUACCGAUACUGUAUCGGUCCCAUGCGUUAUCGUGGUCUCUGUGGAUUUCGCCAGGAGACUGCAACUACAAGUGUUACAUCGGCCUCUUACAGCCCCAAUUUAUCGCGUGCAAUGUCAGGAACUCGUGUUGUAUAUGAUGAUGGCGUGAUUGGUGAUACAAGUUCUGAGUUGCUCGCUCCCGAGACUGUAACAUACAAAGUGGAGCGAGCUAGAAUGUCUGGUGCAUCGUCAUUACAAUUGACUCCCAUACAUUCUGAUUCAAGUGGUCGAUUGAUUAGCGAUAGGCGGCCUUAUAAAUGGGAUUUCAGGGAUGGCGAGGGAUCGAAUGCUCGUUUCAUGGCGCCCCCUGGUUAUCGUGAUUUGAGUGCGCAGCGCUAUGACGGAUCACAUUGUUGGCCCAUAUUUGCGGAUGAGUUGUCUGACACUAACCUUGAGGAUAUCGUGAAGUUGGUCGUGCUGAUUAUGCAGAAGGCCCAGGUGAUCCUUGGAAGCGUGAUGUUAGCGUUAGACAAGCUACGUUUUUCGCUAGGAUGCGCUGAUUCCUUAUCAUGGCUUAUGGUAUGGGUUACAUUGGUGAUACUGCUCAUUCCGCUUUAUGUUACGGCAGACCUAUUAUGGCGUAUUCCCGGUAUAGUUUGGCGUUUGGGUAUUUAUAUUGGCGUAUCAUCAUAUUGUUUCACCUACCACAUUACCGAUAGUAUCAUUUUUUGGAAGAUUUUGGAUCGUAUUAUCGUUUGGUUAAGGUUUCCGGGUCCACUUCGGUACCUCUCUCAUUGGUUGUUACGCGCCCCUGACUCGCGCGAAGCGGACCAUCGUGCAAUUGCCACUAUACAAUUGAUUCAUAAUUAA
This is a messenger RNA of Babesia sp. Xinjiang, 2712 nucleotides long. RefSeq lists its product as uncharacterized. NCBI's taxonomy places the organism in Eukaryota, Apicomplexa, Aconoidasida, Piroplasmida, Babesiidae. The record is from RefSeq and is a predicted model, not a curated record. Bases 1 to 2712 code for a protein of 903 amino acids. The transcript has a single exon.